AUGGCGGUAUUCGAGACCAAAAGCGACGUCGAGUCGAACGGGGAGAAGAAGGAUGUGGCCCGCGGUUACGUGGGGGCCGACGGCGUCCACCAAGAGGACUUCGAGGCGGGCACCAGCACGUAUGCGAAACUCCAAAGAUUGGCGGGCAAGUUUGGUGUGGAACAAAGGGGUAUCGAGAGAGUCCCGGAAGAUGAGCGUACCGACGACGCCAUCAUGAACGUUGGAACGAUGUGGUGCUCCGCCAACAUGGUCGUCUCGUCCUUUGCCAUCGGCGUUCUUGCGAUUCCGGUUUUCAGUCUCGGCUUCGCUGACACGGCUCUGACCAUCGUCUUCAUCAACUUCCUCGGUGUCCUUCCCGUGUGCUUCUUCUCUACCUUUGGCCCCAAGUUUGGUCUUCGACAGAUGGUUCUCUCCCGGUAUUGGUACGGCUACUAUGUCGUGAAGCUUGUUGCCGUCUUCAAUAUCCUCGCAUGCCUGGGCUGGUCCGCCGUCAACUCCAUCGUCGGCGCCCAGCUCUUCAACGCCGUGAACCACGACAUGCCAGGAUGGGCCGGCAUCAUCAUCAUUGCGCUGUCGACCCUCGUCAUCUGCACGUUCGGCUACCGCAUCGUCCACACAUACGAGCGCUUCUCCUGGAUCCCCUGCUUCAUCAUCUUCCUCAUCGUUCUCGGCGUCUUCGCCCACUCGGGCAACUUCAACAACAUGCUGCCCCUGAACACAGGACCCUCCGAAGCCGGCUCCGUCCUAUCCUUCGCCGCCAGCGUCUUCGGCUUCGCCACCGGCUGGACCUCGUACGCCGCCGACUACACCUGCUACUACCCGCCGUCCACCUCCCGCAUGCGCGUCUUCCUCGUCACCUUCUCCGGCCUCUUCCUCACCCUCUGCUUCACCGAGCUCCUCGGCGCCGCCGUCAUGACCGCCAGCGUCAACGACCCCACCUUCAGCGCCGCCUACGCCGACUCGGGCAUCGGCGGCCUGCUCGCCGCCGUCCUCGUCCCCAAGCUCGGCGGCUUCGGCCAGUUCUGCCUCGUCAUCCUCGCCCUCUCCAUCAUCGCCAACAACUGCCCCAACAUCUACUCCGUCUCCCUCUCCCUGCAGGUCCUCUCCCGCCACACCGCCCGCGUGCCCCGCUGGAUCUGGGUCUUCGCCGGCACCGGCGUCUACAUCGCCAUCAGCAUCCCCGGCUACGACCGCUUCGAGGCCUGGCUCGAGAACUUCAUGCUCAUCAUCGCCUACUGGCUCGCCAUCUACGAGGGCAUCAGCAUCACCGACCACGUCGUUUUCCGCCGCGGCCUCGGCGGCUACGACAUCGAGGACUACGACGACCCCUCGCGCCUGCCGCCCGGUAUUGCCGCCUUCGUGGCCUUCCUCAUGGGCGUCAUGGGCGCCGUGCUCGGCAUGUCGCAGACGUGGUUCACCGGCCCGAUCGGCAAGCUUGCUGGCGGCGCGUUUGGCGGCGACAUUGGUUUCGAGCUUGCCUUCUCUUUUGCGGCGGUUUCAUACGCCGGGUUGAGAGUCGUCGAGAAGAAAUUCUUCAAGAGGUAG
Colletotrichum chrysophilum is the source of this 1545-nucleotide messenger RNA. RefSeq lists its product as uncharacterized. The coding region runs from base 1 to 1545 and encodes 514 amino acids. Gene Ontology annotation, molecular function: transmembrane transporter activity. NCBI's taxonomy places the organism in Eukaryota, Fungi, Ascomycota, Sordariomycetes, Glomerellales, Glomerellaceae. Gene Ontology annotation, biological process: transmembrane transport. Gene Ontology annotation, cellular component: fungal-type vacuole membrane; plasma membrane. The transcript has 3 exons. The record is from RefSeq and is a predicted model, not a curated record.